CAGAGUACCGAUAGUCGAAGUUUCUAGCUCCGCAUUUGGUUCGGUGUGUUUGGAGCAAGAACGGUGUGUUCGGUGCAUGUUUAUUUUUGUUACAAGAGCGCAGACUUUCGCUUCUAUAUCUGAAUCGGUUUGCAUCGGUCUUGAUCAAAAGUAAAAAAAAAACGUAGAGAAGAGAUCUUUCUGUAAUGAAAAAUAUCUCGACGAGUUUCAACGAAAAUUAUAAAAAUUCUGUAGGGUUUAAAUUAUUAUCCCAUAUCAAAUAUCAGCACUUAGUUGCCGGCAUUGGUGGGGGCUUAACGUCGACCUUAAUACUACAUCCUUUAGAUCUCUUAAAGAUAAGAUUUGCAGUAAAUGAUGGAUUAAAAAACAGACCCAAAUAUCAUAAUCUUAGAAAUGCUGUUAGUCAGAUAGUGAGAGAAGAAGGUGUAAAAGGAUUGUAUCGAGGAGUUGUACCCAAUUGUUGGGGUGCUGGAACAGCAUGGGGCUUUUACUUUUUGUUUUAUAAUGCAAUUAAAGCAUGGAUGUUAGAAGGAAAUGUGAAUAAACAGUUAGGUGCAGGAAGGCAUAUGCUAGCAGCUGCAGAAGCAGGUGUACUUACUUUAUUUAUUACUAACCCUAUUUGGGUUGUAAAAACAAGACUAUGUCUGCAAUAUGCUGAAUGCAAUACAGCCCUUCCUACUACAAAAGUAUAUAAAGGUACAUUGGAUGCUCUUAUUAAAGUGUAUAAAUAUGAAGGUAUUUCUGGAUUAUAUAAGGGUUUUCUGCCAGGAAUGUUUGGUGUUUCUCAUGGUGCAUUACAGUUUAUGGCAUAUGAAGAGAUGAAGAAAUUUUAUGCUAAUUAUUAUAAUUUGCCACCAGAUGCAAAAUUGGGAACUCUAGAAUAUUUAAACUUUGCUGCAUUAUCAAAACUAUUUGCUGCCAGUGUAACUUAUCCAUAUCAAGUUGUUCGUGCAAGAUUACAAGAUCAGCACAAAAGUUAUGCUGGUGUUGUCGAUGUUUUAAAGAAAACGUGGAGGUUUGAAGGCAUAAGGGGUUUUUACAAAGGUCUACCAGCAUAUUUAAUCCAUGUCACCCCAAAUAUAUGCAUCGUCUUUCUAGUAUAUGAGAAAUUUCGGCCUUCGGACAUUAUCCUCGCCAAUCAGGAAGAAUAACGAAUUCCAUGAUUUAGGACGCGUUGAGGGCAUUAGAACAUUUUGGACAUGUAUUUAUUUAAUCCAGAGUUUUAUUUAUUAGAUGUAUAAUAUUAAGUUAUGCAGAAGACAAAAUGUAAAUUUCAAAAUUUCAUUCCAUAUUGUAUGCAAUAAUGCUCUUUCCAUUUUUUUUUAUGUAAAAAUUUCUGUCAUGCUUUUUUGUUCUGUGUACUUUUAAAAAUUCUGUUGCGUGACUAAUGAAUUCUGUAAAAUCUAACUGCUUAGAAAAUUCUUUUAAUUGCUUUUUCACAUCUUUUGUUUUGUAAAAAAAUUUCAAACACGCAUGUAAUUUUCUUUGCACUUCAAUGUUUUUCACUGUUUCUAGUAAUUGUCAUCAAGUCUAAUUUGUUCUUAUGUUCUCACGAUACUAUUGUUGUGAUUUGCAAAUCUUAUGUGACCUCUCCACUUAAACAUGUUUGUACCAACCGACAACUUUGUGUGACUUCAGGUUCAAAACUGCGGCAGGAAAUCAUUUCCCCAUAUAAAUGCGCACAACUUCCGA
Molecule: messenger RNA, 1692 nt
Organism: Centruroides sculpturatus (bark scorpion)
Lineage: Eukaryota; Metazoa; Arthropoda; Arachnida; Scorpiones; Buthidae
Product: mitochondrial folate transporter/carrier-like
Exons: 7
Coding region: 186-1151 (321 amino acids)
Biological process (GO): nucleotide transport; folate import into mitochondrion
Cellular component (GO): mitochondrion
Molecular function (GO): folic acid transmembrane transporter activity; FAD transmembrane transporter activity
Source: RefSeq, a predicted model, not a curated record